AUGGGGCAGAAGUGCAUGGACAAGCUGUCCUCCUUCCUCUUCGAGUAUGACACCCCUCGGAUGGUGCUGGUGAGGAACAAGAAGGUGGGACUGACCUUCAGGCUGAUCCAGCUCAUCGUCCUGGCGUACAUCAUCGGGUGGGUGUUCCUCUACGAGAAGGGCUACCAGUCCCAGGACAGCAUUGUCAGCUCGGUCUCCGUGAAGUUGAAAGGGCUGACAUUGACCAACGAGAGUGUCCUGGGUCCUCACAUCUGGGAUGUGGUGGAUUAUGUUUUCCCACCCCAGGGGGACAACUCGUUUGUGGUGAUGACCAACUUCAUUGUCACUCCUGGACAGAAACAAGGAACCUGCCCAGAGCUGCCAGAUGCCGGGCUGUGCACACAGGACAGCGACUGCAGCAAAGGGAAAUACAGCCGGCAGGGACAAGGGCUCAUGACCGGCAAGUGUGUGCACUUCAACGGCACUGUGAAGACCUGUGAGAUCUUUGGCUGGUGCCCUGUUGAAGUUGAUUACCAUGUUCCCAGCCCUGCCCUGCUGUCAGAAGCAGAGAAGUUCACCUUGUUCAUCAAGAACAGCAUCACCUUCCCCAAGUUCAAGGUAUCCAGGCGCAACUUGGUUGAGAGUGUUACUAAGCAGUACCUGAAGAAAUGCACCUAUCACAAAGUCACCGAUUCCUUGUGUCCUGUGUUUGAACUGGGAUACAUAGUGAAGGAAUCGGGUCAGAAUUUUACCUUCCUGGCUGUUAAGGGUGGAGUGGUGGGCAUCACCAUAGACUGGAACUGUGACCUCGACUGGCCCCUGCGCUACUGCAAACCCAUUUACCAGUUCCAUGGCCUGUACAACGAUGACAGCAAUGUUUCACCAGGGUUCAACUUCAGAUAUGCCAAAUACUACAGAGAAGAUGGGAUGGAAAAGAGGACACUCUACAAGGUGUUUGGGAUCCGGCUCGACAUUCUGGUGAAUGGCAAGGCAGGCAAAUUUGACAUCAUCCCGACCAUGACCACAAUUGGCUCUGGAAUUGGUAUUUUUGGAGUGGCCUCUGUCCUCUGUGACCUGCUCCUGCUGCAUUUUCUCCAUGGACGAGACUAUUACAAGCAGAAGAAAUUCAAAUAUGCAGAACCGGAGCCUUCAAAGUCGCAUAAGAAGGUAAAGGAGCCAGACAACACACAGUGAGAGAAUCCACACUGACUGACAAACCUGCACCUUCCUCCUCCUCCUCUUCUGCUACAACACGGUGGC
Molecule: messenger RNA, 1239 nt
Organism: Melospiza georgiana
Lineage: Eukaryota; Metazoa; Chordata; Aves; Passeriformes; Passerellidae
Gene: P2RX1
Product: purinergic receptor P2X 1
Exons: 13
Coding region: 1-1173 (390 amino acids)
Biological process (GO): monoatomic cation transmembrane transport; response to ATP
Cellular component (GO): plasma membrane; nuclear inner membrane
Molecular function (GO): ATP binding; purinergic nucleotide receptor activity; extracellularly ATP-gated monoatomic cation channel activity
Source: RefSeq, a predicted model, not a curated record